AUGGUGUCCCGCCAGCCCAGUUGCACUGGAUCUGACUCUGGAUCCGAGUCUGAGAGUCUGGAUUCCAAGUCUGGAUCUCCAGAGAAGCAUGAUGGUUCCACACGGCGGAGGAUGGCAGCCAACGCCCGUGAGAGGAAGAGGAUGCAGGGGCUGAACACAGCCUUUGACCGUCUCCGUAAAGUGGUCCCCCAGUGGGGCCAGGAUAAGCAACUGUCCAAGUACGAGACUCUGCAGAUGGCCCUCAGCUACAUCAUGGCCCUCAGCCGGAUCCUGACGGACGCCCAGAAGCGCAAAGCCCCCCACAGACAGUGGCUGGACCUGCAGUUUGACUGUGUGCAGCCAGAGAACUAUCAGUGCUUCAGUACUAUCAGCUACAGCUCUCCAGAUGAACACGAGUACAUGCAUUCGUCCUUUCCCUACCAGUACGACGGCCUCCAAGUUCCUACAUAG
Salvelinus namaycush (lake trout) is the source of this 450-nucleotide messenger RNA. RefSeq names its product atonal bHLH transcription factor 7 (gene atoh7). The transcript has a single exon. Bases 1 to 450 code for a protein of 149 amino acids. Lineage: Eukaryota; Metazoa; Chordata; Actinopteri; Salmoniformes; Salmonidae. Gene Ontology annotation, molecular function: protein dimerization activity. The record is from RefSeq and is a predicted model, not a curated record.